This is a messenger RNA of Porites evermanni, 1182 nucleotides long. NCBI's taxonomy places the organism in Eukaryota, Metazoa, Cnidaria, Anthozoa, Scleractinia, Poritidae. The record is from the annotation of a GenBank genome assembly.
AUGGAUGUAGAAUUAGAGGCCGUUGGCUCUCAGCCUAAGGAGGAGAAAAGGCCAAGACAGAGAAAUGGCAGAGCAAUUUCAAGAAAAAUGAAGCGGCAACGACUUAUGGACAAAAACGGGCGAAUUCAUGUUAACUAUGUGAACGUUCCAAAUCGCAGUCAGCUUUACUACUUGCAUGACCAUUUUACUACAAUGAUCGACGCUCAAUGGAGAUACGUUUUUCUAAUUUUCUCGCUGUCCUUUUUAGUUAGCUGGUUAGUCUUCGGGUCAAUCUGGUGGGGCAUCUACUAUUACCGCUCUGAACACCACGACAUAGAGUGUAUAGAGAAAGUUGAUUCGUGGACGGCCGCAUUUCUGUUCUCGUUAGAAACGCAGACUACCAUUGGUUAUGGGGGCCGACAGAUCACACCGGACUGUCCGGAAGGAGUCGUUUGCCUGUUAAUUCAGUGCAUUAUUGGCUUGUUAAUCUCUUCGACAAUGUUAGGACUCAUAUUUGCUAAAGUUUCACGUCCGCACAAACGAAGUUCAACAAUUGUUUUUUCACGCCAUGCGGUGAUAGCAGCACGCAACGGCAAGCUUUAUUUGAUGUUUCGCAUAGCGGAUUUACGCAAAAGGCAGCUCAUCGAGUCACACAUUCGCGUUUUUCUCAUUCGCCCUUAUGUCACAGAAGAGGGAGAAAACAUCUGUUGCUUUAGGCAGCCGUUGCCUGUGAAUUGCGAUUUGGAGAGUGAGGAUGAAGAGAAAGUCUUUCUCUUCUCCCCGGUAAUUGUCUCACACGAGAUCAACGAGGAGAGUCCUUUCUACGAUUAUUCGCCGAAUGACUUGCUCUUCGCCGACUUUGAAAUUGUCGUUCUUCUCGAAGGGAUUGUCGAAUCUACAGGAAUGACUACGCAAGCGAGAACAUCGUAUUUGAGAGAGGAAAUUCAUUGGGGUCAUUUGUUUGUGGACAUGAUGGGCAGUGUAUCAAACAACGGGUAUUACAACAUUGACGUUUCACAACUCCACGAAACAUUUCCCAGUCCUGUCGCAUUGCCCAGAAUAAGUCCACGAGAAUUCCACGACUCGAGGCUUCGAGAAAAUGGGAACGAUAAUUCCCACCAGCAGGAACUUAUGGAAGAGAUAAGCGAUCGCGAUAUAACAGAUGUGCCUCAGAGUAACUACGUUCGUAACGGGGUGACUUAA